Messenger RNA from Diospyros lotus (date-plum), 2120 nucleotides. Its product is annotated as galactan beta-1,4-galactosyltransferase GALS3-like. NCBI's taxonomy places the organism in Eukaryota, Viridiplantae, Streptophyta, Magnoliopsida, Ericales, Ebenaceae. The transcript has 2 exons. The record is from RefSeq and is a predicted model, not a curated record. The coding region runs from base 331 to 1869 and encodes 512 amino acids.
AAUGCCUAAUAGAAACCCUUCGUCUUCUGAACAGGAAAGGAGAAAACCAAAAGCUCUUUCCUCUGCAGCUGCUACCCUUGCACGUCAUCAUUAUAUGUGUGAACUCUGCCGUUCAUACCCAUAAACAAUUAUUAUUAUUAUUGUUGUUGUUCUUGUUGUUACUAGUAGUAUGAAGCAGAUCCCAAACCCAAACCCAAAACCAAAACCAGUAGAAGAAAAGAGAACAUAUAGAAGAGAAGGCAGAGCUCCCUUCUUCUUGUAACUUCCGUGUGUUUCGUUUUUGUAGUUUUCUGCGUUGAAUUUGUUCAUCUCAAGCCUCCAGUCGUACAAAUGGCAAAACCAAAAGAAACAGAUAAAGAGAGAAAGAUGUUCAUCGGAGUCGCCUGGAACUACGCUGCCGAGCUCAAAUUCCUAAUCACUGCUCUUCUCUUCGUCUGUUCAGUAGUCACUGUUCUUCAGUUUCUUCCUUCCAGGCUCUCCUUCUCCGCCUCUGAUCUGCGUGACUGCGUCACCAAUGUCUCCGCCACUGCCCGUUUGGCCGCGCCUCUGGCCGCUCAACCACUCCCAGCACCCUCUUCCCCGCCUCCCUUACCGUCACCACCUCCCUUACUGUCGCCGCCCCCCCAGAGACGGGACGAGGUGCUGGAUUCGGGCAUCAUCAAGCGGGCCUUCAACCCGUACGGCGCCGCCUCGUACAACUUCAUUCUGAUGAGCGCCUACCGCGGCGGACUCAACACCUUCGCCGUGAUGGGUUUGUCUUCCAAGCCGCUCCACCUCUUCGGCAAGCCGACCUACCAAUGUGAAUGGCUCCCGACCAACUCCACCCCCGAGCAGCCGCCCAUCGUAACCGCCGGCUACAAAAUCCUCCCUGACUGGGGCUACGGCCGCGUAUACACCGUCGUGGUUGUCAACUGCACCUUCUCUUCCCCCGUCGGAGACAACGCCGGCGGGAGAUUGCUCCUCCACGCCGCUACCAACGGCGGGUUCGACCGGGACACCAACCUCACCGACACCGUCGAAGUAUUAACUGAACCCGCCGGCAGCCUGAACGCUUCCUACUUCACGUCGCCGCCAAAAUACGAUUUUCUGUAUUGUGGUUCGUCGUUGUACGGAAACUUGAGCCCGCAGAGGGUUCGGGAAUGGAUGGCCUACCACGUGAGGCUGUUCGGCGAGAGGUCGCAUUUCGUCAUCCACGACGCCGGCGGCGUCCACGGCGAGGUUUUGGAAGUUUUGAAGCCGUGGAUGGAGCUGGGCUACGUGACUCUGCAGGAUAUCAGGGAGCAAGAGCGAUUUGAUGGGUAUUAUCAUAAUCAGUUUCUGAUCGUGAAUGAUUGUUUGCAUCGGUACAGAUUUGAUACCAAGUGGAUGUUCUUCUUCGAUGUUGAUGAGUUCAUAUUUGUUCCCCGCAAAAGUAUCAUUAAAUCGGUCACCGAUUCGCUCUCCGAGUUCACCCAGUUCACCAUUGAGCAGAUGACCAUGUCCAGCAGGCUCUGCCUCGCCGAGGACAGGGGUAAAUCUUUCAGGAAGUGGGGGUUUGAGAAGCUCGUAUACAGGGAUAUCAAGAAAGGGAUCAGAAGAGAUCGUAAGUACGCGGUGCAGCCCCGCAACGUGUUUGCAACAGGCGUACACAUGUCCCAGAACAUAAAAGGCAAGACAACCCACAAAACUGAGGGUCGUAUCAAGUACUUCCAUUAUCACGGUACAAUAGCCCAGCGGCGAGAGCCCUGCCGGGAGCUCGUCAACACCACGGAUAUCACUGUCGAAGGCACCCCUUAUGUCUUGGAGACCACAAUGCGAGGCAUUGCUGGAACCGUGAAGAGAUUCGAGCUGAAAAUGAUCGGGCCAAGGUUACAAAGAACCCGGCAAUGACAGUCCGAGGACACCCUUUGUGGUUCAUUCCAUUCUUUCCCUUUCUUCCUUGCCGUUGUUUCCAUGUCAUUGUUCUGUUCUUUUUUUUUUUCACCUCUUCUCUGAUCCACCCUCCAUGGGAGGAGGGGAUUUUCUUUGGUUUUCUUUUUCUGUAUGAUAGUGUUAUCCCUUGAUCCUCCUUCACAGAAUAGAGACGCAUUUAGAUUAAUAGAUAGAGGCGGUGGUAUAUAUAAAAUCCCUUUUCACGGUUA